Camponotus floridanus (Florida carpenter ant) is the source of this 1143-nucleotide messenger RNA. Its product is annotated as high choriolytic enzyme 1. The record is from RefSeq and is a predicted model, not a curated record. The transcript has 6 exons. Lineage: Eukaryota; Metazoa; Arthropoda; Insecta; Hymenoptera; Formicidae. Gene Ontology annotation, biological process: proteolysis. Gene Ontology annotation, molecular function: metalloendopeptidase activity; zinc ion binding. Bases 43 to 1143 code for a protein of 366 amino acids.
GCAAUCUCAACGCCAGUCUAUGUUUAUAAUUUAUCCAAAAGGAUGCAGAAAGCUCGAUGCUUGUGUAGUUUGUUUUUAUUAACAUUGAUAGUUUUAUUAGGAAACUGGCUUGCCACAGAUGUUAACGCACAUUUGAAGCAGUUUCUCAAUCCAUGGAGAAGAUCUGAGCCAUCAAGAUUGAUACAAACAAGGAGAACCGCUUCUGGAACUGUCAUUAGUUAUAGACUGGAUAAGUGGUCUCAAUACGAUAAUCCUGAAGAAAGUGCAGAACAAGCAGAAGGAGAUAUACAUGUUUCGCGAAAAUCGAGAAAAACUAUUACGACGAAUAAAGCUUUAUUAUGGACCAAUGGUGUCGUCAAUUAUUACGUUCAUUCUUCCAUAGUUAAUGAACCGACGAAACUUGCUAUGCUGGAGAGUGCAUUGCAAACUAUAAUGUCAAAGACUUGUAUUAAAUUCGUACGCAUUCAAGAAUAUGAGAAACUUCCGGCAAACAAUUGGAUCAACAUUACGGGUCAUCAAAAGGGUUGUUUCUCCAAUUUAGGACGUAACGCAUAUAGACCUACAAACCUGAAUUUAAACGUGGAUGGCUGUUUCUAUUUAAUUGGACAUCCGAUACACGAAAUACUACAUGCUUUAGGUGUAAAUCACGAACACAUGAGACCAGAUCGCGACAAAUACGUCACUAUAAUAUGGGAAAACAUAGAAAAGGGGCAAGAAUACAAUUUCCACAAUCUGAAUAAAAAUAUCGCAACAGCUUAUGGAUUCCCGUAUGAUUACGAUAGCGUAAUGCAUUAUUCGAUGACUGCAUUCUCUAUAAAUAGAUCGAGUCCAACAAUAAUACCUACGGCUUCUCCUGUGGAAAUUGGCCAAAGAGAUCACAUAUCUUAUUAUGAUAUACAGAAAUUGUUAAUUGCUUAUAAUUGCAGUUCCAUGGAUACUAAAAAUAAAUCUAUACUUGAAACAGAAGUGAAACCGCAAAUUUCGCAACGAAUGUUUACCACAUAUAAUUCAAAAUCAAACAAAUUAGAAAAAAAUAGAAAGUACCCUAAAUCAGAGAAAUCAAUGAAUAGAUAUAAUCAAGUAACUUUUCCUAGAUCUAUACAUCAUAAUCAGCCUUAUAAUUAUCCUGUACCCUUAGAAUGA